ACACUUCACCCUUUCAAACCUCAAAAAGCCCCACUUCACCUACUCUCUUCGUUACUGCAGACGACGGAGAUUUUUCUUCACAUCCCCCAUUAAAUACUCUCUCUCUCUCUCUCUUCUGGUUCAUCUCUCUGUGCGAAAAAAAAAGAGGAAAGAGAAAGAAAUGGCAUUUGAAAAGAUCAAGGUGGCCAACCCCAUCGUUGAGAUGGACGGAGAUGAGAUGACAAGGGUAAUCUGGACAUUUAUCAAAGAGAAGUUGAUUUUCCCCUUCGUGGAGCUGGAUAUCAAGUACUACGAUCUCGGCCUUCCUCACCGUGACGCCACAGACGAUAAAGUUACCGUUGAGAGUGCUGAAGCUACUCUCAAAUACAAUGUGGCGAUUAAGUGUGCGACGAUCACUCCGGAUGAAGCUCGUAUGACGGAGUUCAACUUGAAGAAUAUGUGGAAGAGUCCAAAUGGUACAAUCAGAAAUAUUUUGAAUGGUACGGUUUUCAGAGAACCAAUUCUCUGCAAAAAUGUUCCUCGUCUUGUUCCAGGAUGGACGAAGCCGAUUUGCAUUGGAAGGCAUGCCUUUGGAGAUCAAUACAAAGCAACCGAUGCAGUAAUCAAAGGACCUGGAAAGCUCAAAAUGGUUUUCGUGCCAGAAGGAAACGGAGAGACAACAGAUUUAGAGGUCUACAAUUUCACUGGUGCUGGUGGGGUUGCUUUGUCUAUGUACAACACUGACGAGUCCAUCAAUGCUUUUGCCGAUGCUUCGAUGAACACUGCCUACGAGAAAAAAUGGCCGUUGUAUCUUAGCACAAAGAACACAAUUCUCAAGAAGUAUGAUGGCAGAUUCAAAGACAUAUUCCAAGAAGUUUACGAAGCUAAAUGGAAAUCGAAGUUUGAGGCUGCAGGAAUAUGGUACGAGCACCGUCUAAUUGAUGAUAUGGUUGCGUACGCUCUAAAGAGCGAAGGAGGCUAUGUAUGGGCUUGCAAGAACUACGAUGGUGAUGUGCAGAGUGAUUUCUUAGCACAAGGGUUUGGAUCUCUUGGGCUGAUGACCUCUGUCUUGGUUUGCCCUGAUGGCAAGACAAUUGAGGCCGAAGCUGCCCAUGGAACUGUUACUCGUCACUUUAGGGUUCACCAAAAAGGCGGCGAAACCAGUACAAAUAGCAUUGCCUCUAUCUUUGCUUGGACUCGUGGCCUCGCACACAGGGCAAAGUUGGACGACAAUGCAAAACUAUUGGAAUUUACCGAGAAACUAGAAGCAGCUUGUAUUGGUGUUGUGGAAUCCGGAAAGAUGACCAAGGAUCUUGCUCUCAUCAUCCAUGGAUCCAGGCUAACCAGAGAGCACUAUCUCAACACUGAAGAGUUCAUUGAUGCGGUUGCCGUUGAGCUCAAAGCAGGACUUUCGUGCUGAGUAUAAUCGAUUUCGAAGACAUUUUUUCUCUUUUAUAAUCCAAUGAAAUGCUUUUAUUAUUUACGCCUUUGGAGAUCUUUCGUCUCGAAAAACUGCUCUACUUUUUAAAAAUAAUUUUAUCUUCCAUUUUAUUCGGCUUGGAUUUUAUUGCAAACACAGAGACAUCUGUUACGGCGUCGUAUUUACGAGUUAAAUGAUUGGAAGAAGCUUGACCAAUAUCCGAUUUACAAAUAUUUUGAUUUCUUGUUUUUUUUCUCGGUAGGUUACGGUUGUCGAUUUUUACGGUCCUACUUUAUUCAUUCAUCAGUAUUAUUUUCAUAUUGGAAUUAUUUGUGGUGAGUGGUCCUCUGCAUUAAAUCCAUUUGAUCUGUUUUGAUGUUU
Molecule: messenger RNA, 1780 nt
Organism: Erythranthe guttata (spotted monkey flower)
Lineage: Eukaryota; Viridiplantae; Streptophyta; Magnoliopsida; Lamiales; Phrymaceae
Gene: CICDH
Product: cytosolic NADP+-dependent isocitrate dehydrogenase
Biological process (GO): NADP+ metabolic process; isocitrate metabolic process
Cellular component (GO): mitochondrion
Molecular function (GO): magnesium ion binding; NAD binding; isocitrate dehydrogenase (NADP+) activity
Source: RefSeq, a predicted model, not a curated record